CAUUGGGUCAAGGAUGGAAAACGAUGCAACUGAAACCACGAAGGUGUAAUUCUGAAUGAUCCUUAGUGCAAACACAUCCUAAUGCAUUUCGUUUCUGAAUGGCAUGCAGUAAUUUACACUCUUCAGGUGUUUGUUUUGCUGAAGCUCAGUGCGUCAGACGCGCGCUCCUCGGAGAUCAGCAGAAUUAUCGCGGCGCGCAGGCGUUAUCCAGUCUGAGCCGCGCGAGCUGGAGGCCAGUCACUCGUGCAGCGCGUAUCUUCCGUAUCCUGAGCUCCACCUCUCCUGCCGGACAUGCCCUCCGGACCCCAGCGACGCUCCGCGCCUCUGCCCGGCGCGUGAAUGGCCCUCCCGCCAUGGACGAAACGCCGUUCCAGAAAGUCAAGACGCGGCGCAGGAGGAACCACUGCCCGCCCGGGGUCAUCGCCUGCGAGGACGAGUUCGACUGCAAGGAGCUCGAGUCGCUUUUCCGCAGCUACAGCCUGAAGCUGGAGCAGACGCGCACGCAGACGGCGCUGACGGUGCUCGCGCUGCUGGCGUCCAGUCUCAGCCUGCUGGAGCUGCUGCUGUCCGGCACCAGCCUCACCGUCGCCAAGGGCUCGUACCCGGUGCACUCCGUCGUCUUCGUCUCGCUCUUCGUCGUCACCAACGUCAAGUACCUGCGGGCGAGUCAGCUGCAGCAGAUCGCGCACCUGAGCCUGCUCUUCUGCUUCAGCUUCUCGCUGCUGUGCUGCCCGUUCGCCUCUGCUCCGGAGCACGGUGUGUGGCAGCUUCUGCUGCUGACGUUCGUGGCGUAUGCGCUGCUGCCGGUGCGCACGCUGCUCGCGCUGCUGUUCGGUGUGCUGGUGUCCCUGGCGCACAUCAUCGUCACAGCUGCGUCGGUGACGGCGAAGACACAGCGGCUGUGGAGAGCGGUGAGUUCAGCACUGGACACACAGAGAGCGAGCUGA
Molecule: messenger RNA, 947 nt
Organism: Carassius carassius (crucian carp)
Lineage: Eukaryota; Metazoa; Chordata; Actinopteri; Cypriniformes; Cyprinidae
Product: adenylate cyclase type 1-like
Exons: 1
Coding region: 99-947 (282 amino acids)
Biological process (GO): cAMP biosynthetic process; adenylate cyclase-activating G protein-coupled receptor signaling pathway
Molecular function (GO): adenylate cyclase activity
Source: RefSeq, a predicted model, not a curated record